Messenger RNA from Schistocerca gregaria, 1735 nucleotides. Its product is annotated as xaa-Pro aminopeptidase 3-like. The coding region runs from base 1 to 1674 and encodes 557 amino acids. NCBI's taxonomy places the organism in Eukaryota, Metazoa, Arthropoda, Insecta, Orthoptera, Acrididae. The transcript is spliced from 2 exons. Gene Ontology annotation, molecular function: manganese ion binding; metalloaminopeptidase activity. The record is from RefSeq and is a predicted model, not a curated record. Gene Ontology annotation, cellular component: mitochondrion.
AUGUUAAAAUUUUUUAAGAAGCGAAAUGAUAAAAUAGAAUAUGUCUGCUUGCUGUUGCCUCUUCAAAACUCACAAAAAGCAACUUGUAUUGGUCAUCCCGUUAAAUUUACACCCGUGAAAAAAAAUGCGACUAGAUUUGGCCACCCGCAUCAAAGUACGUCGAAUUUCGGAGAGCUUGGUUGUUCUGGACUCGGGUGGGAAGUGGCUGACUUGUUCUUUUCCACGCCCGAAAAAAGGUCGCCAUGGAUUGUGAGAAAAAAAAACGUACCAUCCUCUUUGAUUCGAAUUGGUAAUCCACAAAAAUUCUGUACUCGGCGCAGUUCGCUCUCGAUAAACUACGGACAGCCGCACCCUGCGACGCACCCGCACCUACUGAAGAGUGAUGAGGUUAUACCCUUUACCAGCAAAAAUGAAUACGUCGAAAGAAGGCACACGUUUUUGAAGCAGAUGCCGUUAGGCAGCGUCGCUAUUUUCCCAUCGGCGCUCCAUUGUAUCAUGUCCUCCGACAUCCACUACGCCUAUCGGCAAAACAGUGAUUUCGCCUAUUUGUGUGGAUUUGCAGAACCAGAAAGCGUGAUGGUUCUGGAAAAAAAAUGGUCUGGAGAAAAAAUUUCCGCAUUGUUUGUGAAGCCGCGAAUACCUGAACUGGAGCUUUGGGAGGGUGCUUGCACAGGCGUGGAAAGGGUUUGCUCGAAUUUCGGAUUCGACGCCGCCUAUUCAAAAAGCCAGUUGGCGGACAUUCUGCCUUCAAUUCUGUCUGCGGCUGACUUCAUCGCGUACAACAACAUUCCAAACGCCUUCCAAAAAGUUUUCCAAUCUAUGCUAGAGCCUCUGCGUGAUCGGGUCAUCAAUCCACAAUCGAUUGUUCAGCGAAUGCGCCUCAUUAAAUCACCAAGCGAACUGCGGCUCAUCGAACGCUCUUGCGAAAACAGUGCUCGAGCGUUCGUCCAAGUUAUGAGGACGAGCAAGCCUCUAAUAAGCGAACAAGAGUUAGAUGCGUUGAUCGAAUUCGAAUGCAGAAGGCGUGGCUGCCAAAGGCUGGCUUAUUGUCCAGUUGUCGCCAGUGGCCUCUCGUGCAAUACGCUGCAUUACAUUGACAACAACAGAAUCGUACAAGAUGGGGACCUGAUUCUCAUGGACGCCGGAGGCGAAUAUUUCAAUUAUGCCUCCGACAUCACUCGCACGUGGCCAGCGAACGGCAGGUUCUCUCCCGCGCAACGCCAAGUCUACGCCGCAGUGUUAAACGUGUACAAGAAGUGCCUCGAAGUGGCCAAGCCCACUGCCGUCUUAAACGGGCGAAGUACCACCAUGUCACUUUUCGAGCUGCAGAAAUACGCCAUAGAAUGCACGAAACACGAGCUGAAUGCCCUCGGCAUACCACAGAACGGUGACCUCGCCGUGGAGAGGUUCUACCCUCACAUGAUCGGUCACUACUUAGGCAUGGACAUUCACGACGUUUCGCUGAUUGGGUACAAUGAACCCUUCGCGCCUGGAAUGGUCAUUACCAUAGAACCUGGGCUCUACAUACCGGACGAUCCCGACGUUCCAGAUCGAUACAGAGGCAUUGGGGUGAGAAUCGAAGACGACAUCCUAAUCACAGACAACCAGCCAAAGGUUUUGACCGACCUGGCGCCGAAGGAAACAGAUCAAAUCGAGAACUUGCUAAGGCGGUAAAGGGGUCGCGCAAUCUACGGCACAAUGUUACAAUGGGCGCCGUUUGAAAAUAAAAACUCGG